Phanerochaete carnosa HHB-10118-sp is the source of this 826-nucleotide messenger RNA. RefSeq lists its product as uncharacterized. Bases 5 to 826 code for a protein of 273 amino acids. The record is from RefSeq and is a predicted model, not a curated record. NCBI's taxonomy places the organism in Eukaryota, Fungi, Basidiomycota, Agaricomycetes, Polyporales, Phanerochaetaceae. The transcript has 5 exons.
CUAGAUGCAUGUCAUUCGCCUCAUCAGCCUGGUUGCCGCAUUGCUCUCUUUGACAACUGGCAUCAUGGCUUUCCCAAGAGCAGCCCCGAGCCAGAUGGGUGCCGCGCGUGCGAAGCAUACCAGUCGUCUUGAUGCUCUGCCUGGCACUCUUGAACCCGAGAAAAUGACCAACGCUCAAAGACUGGCGAGAGGCCUGCCCCCAAACAAACCUGUCCGCCUAACCUUAGGGCAUCUCAAGGCGCGAGCAUCUGCCACAGUGAUGACCGCUGUCGCCGCCCCGAAGCCCACCACUACUUCAUCAUCCUGUACUACCACCACUGGCACCAUCGAAGUAUCGCAUAACGGAAAUACGAACCAUACCAUCACCAGCUACCUGUCAGAGUCGGCUAGUGCGGAUGGCUCUCUCGGCGUGACUCAGAACACGAGCCGGGCGCUGUCCGUCAGCUACCAGUCGUGCCGCGGAGACACCAACGCGGCGGUCAAUCUCACCUCUCACAAUGCCUACUUGAUUGGUAUUCCUUCGGGUACGGCUGGAGACAUAAUUGGCCCUGGAUCCUCCAACCACGCCAUGCUUAAAAUGCUUGUGAUUCGUCUUCUUCAGGCCGAGCGUCGCCGCGUUUCAAAUACAGUGGGCUCAUUGCAGUGGACUGUAGAUGGCAUAGGCAACGUCUUCCCUCAGUGGAUCGAUGCCAAUGGCUCUACCUCUCGACUAUACUACGUCUACAAUACUCGAAGCGACUCCAUUAUUCUCACUGGUGACGUGGGGAAGUAUCUCAGUGCGUUUCCCGGCCAACAUGCGAUGGACUGGCACUUCAUCCAUGUAUGA